AUGAUUCAAGAACGAGCUGAUUAUAAGUCACUUGAUCCCGCUGAUAUCCUCGAGAGGCUAAAUACUCAUGAGUUCCAGCUUGCAAAGAAGAGAGAUCUCUAUGGACCGAGCUACGGAAGAUCACGAGCACUGAAGGCCAAGGCAAUAUCUGAGUCCGAAGCUAAAGAUUCUGGUAGCAGCCUUGGUGAUCCUGAAGAAUUGAGCCAGGAGCUAGCAAUGCUCGUGAGGAAAUUCCAGAAGUUCUCUCGCCGCGGUCGCUUUGGAAAGUCUUCAAGAAAUGAUGAUUCCUCGUCCCGUGACUACAAAAAGAGAACUUGCUACAAAUGCAAGAAACCUGGUCACUACAUGUCUGAUUGUCCUCUGUGGGAAAAGGAAUCAAAGAAGAAGAGUUACAAAGAUGACGAUUCUGAUGACUCGAAGAAGAAGAAAUCUUCAAAGUCUUCAUCAUCAAAAUCUUCAAAGUCUUCAUCUCACAAGAAGGACAGUUCCAAGAAGGCCCGGGCAUUCAUUGGCAAGGAAAUGGACUCUGAAGCCGAAUCUGAGGAAAAUGUGGAAGAGGAGGAAUCUGAGGAAUCUGACUCUGGUGUGGCUAGCCUAGCCCUCGGCACUGCUUACGUCAGCAAGUCCAUCUUCAACACUAAAGAAAAUGACUUCCCCGACUAUGCUGACAAGAGCGUCGAUGAGUAUGCUCCCAGCUAUUGCUUCAUGGCAAAAGGUGCCAAGGUACUCAAACAUUCCCCCUCUGACUCUAGUGAGGAUGAAUCUGAUGACAAUCUCAAGCCUAGCUAUUCAAAACUUGCUAAAAUUGCCGACCACAGCCUACCACAUGUCUACUUGCAAAAGCUUCAGAAUGUUGGUUAUGGCAUCAACGACUUGGUCAUGCUGGGAUGA
This is a messenger RNA of Aegilops tauschii subsp. strangulata, 891 nucleotides long. Lineage: Eukaryota; Viridiplantae; Streptophyta; Magnoliopsida; Poales; Poaceae. The record is from RefSeq and is a predicted model, not a curated record.